Molecule: messenger RNA, 666 nt
Organism: Alligator mississippiensis (American alligator)
Lineage: Eukaryota; Metazoa; Chordata; Crocodylia; Alligatoridae
Gene: RPL12
Product: ribosomal protein L12
Exons: 7
Coding region: 74-571 (165 amino acids)
Biological process (GO): translation
Cellular component (GO): ribosome; cytosolic large ribosomal subunit
Molecular function (GO): large ribosomal subunit rRNA binding; structural constituent of ribosome
Source: RefSeq, a predicted model, not a curated record
UCUUCCGUGCUCGUUCCCUACGCGCGGAGUCUCUGUCGCCGCGCAUCCGGUUCCAUCCGCGCCGCGCGCCGCCAUGCCGCCCAAGUUCGACCCCAACGAGAUCAAAGUCGUGUACCUGCGAUGCACUGGGGGGGAAGUUGGUGCCACCUCUGCGCUGGCCCCCAAAAUUGGCCCCCUGGGUUUGUCCCCCAAGAAGGUUGGUGAUGAUAUCGCCAAGGCCACAGGUGACUGGAAGGGGCUGAGGAUCACGGUGAAACUCACAAUCCAGAACAGGCAAGCUCAGAUUGAGGUUGUCCCUUCUGCCUCUGCCCUGAUCAUCAAAGCUCUUAAGGAGCCUCCACGUGACAGGAAGAAGCAGAAAAACAUUAAGCACAGCGGCAGUGUCAGCUUCGAUGAGAUUGUGAGCAUUGCACGGCAGAUGAGGCACAGGUCACUGGCCCGGGAGCUCUCUGGAACCAUUAAGGAGAUUCUAGGGACUGCUCAGUCUGUUGGCUGCAGUAUUGAUGGCAGACAUCCUCAUGACAUCAUUGAUGACAUCAACAAUGGCUCAGUAGAGUGCCCAGCUAGUUAAAGACUGCAGCAAAGAAGAAAGAUCAUGAAGGUUCAUGCAGAUUUUUGUAAUUCUUGUGAAGCUUCAUAAUAAAACCUGUAGUUGUCUAAAAACAA